This is a messenger RNA of Odocoileus virginianus texanus, 2789 nucleotides long. The record is from RefSeq and is a predicted model, not a curated record. NCBI's taxonomy places the organism in Eukaryota, Metazoa, Chordata, Mammalia, Artiodactyla, Cervidae.
CCCAUGCCCCCUGCGUCAGGAACACAGAGUCUUCACCAGUAGACCAACAGGGAAGUUUCUCACAAGGUUGUUUAUACUGCACUGUGCUUUCGUUUCAGUGUCCUGGACAUUGCCUGGGUCGCAUUGUAAGGAUGCAGCAGCAUCACAUAAUUUGUCAGCACCCCAACAGUUCUGAGUCCGGCUGUGAUGACACAAAGAGGGUUCUUGUGUGAGAGGAGACAUAUGCAGCUGUUAGACCAUGAAAACACAGUGAAAGUCCUCAAUGUUAUUGACACGGAAGACUCUACCAUCACGGUGAUGGAAUACGUGAGCGGGGGAGACAUGCAAGCCUACUUGGAUGACCAGGGCCACAUGACGGAGCAGGAGGCCCAAUGCCUUUUACGGCAGCUCCUAUCAGCCCUGAACCACUGCCACGAGCGGGGCAUCGUACACUGGGACCUGAAACCAAGCAACUUGUUCCUUGAUGUGGACCACAAUGUGAAGACUGCAGACUUCAGUCUGAACUACGAUUACUGCCCUGGAGAGAAGUUAGGUACAUUCUGCAGCACCCCUGCCUUCGCAGCCCCUGAGAUCUUCCUGGAGUUGAUGUACUUAGGCCUGCCUGUGGAUGUGUGGAGCCUUGGUGUUAUCCUGUACAUCAUGGUGACUGGGUUUGAACCCUUCCAAGGACGAGACUACCAGGAGAUGAAGCAGAGUGUGCUCACAGGGCAUUAUCAUGUGCCCGAUGGUCUAGCAAUCAUCGUUAAUAGCAAGCAUGCAACGUUAAUAGCAAGCAUGCUGACCCUCGACCCGACAACCAGAGCUCCUUUACCCCAUGUUUGGCAGCAUCUAUGGGUCAAGAUGGAUGAGAAGAAGCCACUCCAGCCAGUCAGAAGAUGGCUUGGAGGUGACAGUCCAGAACACCAGCAGCACCCAUGACACUCUUGGGAAGAACAGCACCCAAAACACCAAAAGCACCCGUGACACCCGCGGUACCCGAGACAACAGUGGCACCUGAGACACUCGUGGCAAGAGCAGCACCCGAGACACCAGUGGCACCUGGGACAAGAGCAGCACCCGAGACACUUGUGGAAAGAGCAGCGCCCAAGAUACCAGCGGCACUCAUGAUACCCAUGGCAAGAGCCUAGGACUACGUCCUAGGGUCCUUGAGUGAGAGGGAAAAUAUGAAACUGUUAGACCAUAAAAAUAUAGUGAAAGUCCUCAAUGUCACUGACGCGGAAGAUUCUACCAUCACAGUCAUUGAAUACAUGAGCAGGGGAGACAUGCAAGUGGCAACAGGGACAAGAGCCACACCCGAGACACCAGUGGCACCUGGGACAAGUGCGGUACCCGGGAUACCAGCAGCACAUGGGACACCAGCGGCACCCAUGACACUUGCAGCAAGACUAGCACCUGAGACACCAGGAGCACCCGUGACACCCGCGGCAAGAGCAGCACCUGAGACACCAGUGGCACCCAGGACAAGAGCAGCACCUGAGACAGUAGCAGCACCCGAGACACCAGCGGCACUCAUGAUACCCACGGCAAGAGCCUAGGACUAUGUCCUAGGAUUCUUGUGUGAGAAGGAAAAUAUGAAGCUGUUAGACCAUAAAAAUAUAGUGAAAGUCUUCAGUGUCAUUAACAUGGAAGAUUCUACCAUUAUGUUCAUGGAAUACAUGAGCGGGGAAGACAUGCAAGCAGCACCCGGAACAAGAGCUGCACCCAAGACACCAGUGGCACCCAUGAUACUCGUGGCAAGAGUAGCACCCAAGACACCGGUGGCACCCAUGACAGCCAAGGCAAGAGCAGCACCCAUGGUAAGAGCGGCACCUGAACACCAGCAUCACUCGGGACAAGAGCAUCACACGAGACACCUGCGGCACCCAGGACAAGAGCAGCACCCAUGGUAAGAGCGGCACCUGAACACCAGCAUCACUCGGGACAAGAGCAUCACACGAGACACCUGCGGCACCCAGGACAAGAGCAGCACCCGAGACUCCAGCAGCACCCGUGACACCUAAGGCAAGAGCGGCACCUGGGACACCAGCGGCACCUGAGACAUCUACUAUCACGGUAAUGGAAUACGUGAGCGGGGGAGACAUGCAAGCCUACCUGGAUGACCAGGGCCACAUGACGGAGCAGGAGGCCCAACGCCUCUUCCGGCAGCUCCUUUAGGCCCUGAACCACUGCCACGAGCAGGGCAUCGUGCACCAGGACCUGAAACCAAGCAACUUGCUCCUUGAUGCAGACCACAAUGUGAAGACUGCAGACUUUGGUCUGAGCUACUAUUACCGCCCUGAAGAGAGGCUACGUACAUUGUGUGACAACCCUGCCUUCGCAGCCUCUGAGAUCUUCCAGGGGUGCAUGUACCUAGGCCCGCCCAUGGAUGUGUGGAGCUUUGGCUUCGCCCUGUACAUCAUGGUGACUGGGUUUGAACCCUUCCAAGGAUGAGAUUACUGGGAGAUGAAGCAGAGUGUGCUCACAGGGCAUUAUCAUGUGCCCAACGACCUAUCCUAUGAAGUGGGAACAUUAAUAGCAAGCAUGCUGACCCUCGACCCGACAACCAGAGCUAUUUUAGCCCCUCUUCAGCAGCAUCCAUGGGUCAAGAUGGAUGAGAAGGAGCCACUCCAGCCACUCUGUGAAGAGGACUUGGAGGUGACAGUGCAGAACACCAGCGGCACCCGGGACAUUCGCGGGAAGAGCAGCACCCAAGACACCAAAAGCACCCAUGACACCCGCAGCAAGAGCGGCACCCACGGCAAGAGGAGCACCAGUGACACGGCAAGAGCAGCACCCAAGACACCAGCGGC